Molecule: messenger RNA, 1648 nt
Organism: Klebsormidium nitens
Lineage: Eukaryota; Viridiplantae; Streptophyta; Klebsormidiophyceae; Klebsormidiales; Klebsormidiaceae
Source: the annotation of a GenBank genome assembly
CCACGCCAGAGGCAGAGGCAAGGGGAGUGCAAAGUAUGAGGGCUUGACAGCUGCCCUCUUUAUUCGAUUGUUGAUCAAGGAGGACGCUGUUUUCUUGCGGGAGCAGCAGGGUUGCAGCAGCGAGAUUGGAGCUGUUCAAGGGGCAGCAAGCAAGCUCCUAGCUAUCUGCCUGUUGAGCAACCUAUCGGUCCAGCUCUUCUGGGAGCCAUCAGCCGCUAACUGGGGGGCCAGAACCGUACCGCAGAUCAGUCAGGUGUCUUCUCAAGAUGGCUACAGCCUUUUCAGCACCCACAUUGGGCUCUUCAAAGCUUGCCAGCUUAAAUGCUCAUGCAGCCCUCGGUGAGAGCAGUCAAAGAGUUUCCAGCAGCCGACCAGACUGUGCACCGCUGAGCUCAGCACGACAUCGCUCUCUGCCAAAGAAGAACAACGCCUCAACAUGCAGACAGCUGGCCGUCACCUGUAAAGCUUCCACUUCUCCCCAAAAGAGCACAUCAAAAGGGAUCGCAAAUGCCACCACUGCUCUGGAAGACACCAGCGCGCCUCCGAAGAAAGCGGAGUCUGAGUCAGGUAUUGUAACGUCGCUCCCCGAGGCCCCUUUCACCCAAAAGUAUGCGGUGCCAGAGGACCUGGAUAAGGUCAUUCCUAAACCCUGGCUGCCCAGGGCAAACAACACACCGACGCUGGACUAUCCCAGCGGUUUGGCAGAGAGUGAUCAAAUGAAGAAGUUCUUGAAUGGGGAAGGGAGGACAGUUUUGCAGCAGCAUGUGGACUUCUUUGACACAGACGAGGACGGCCUGAUUUACCCGUGGGACACAUUCCAUGGCUUCCGGCGGCUGGGAUACAACCCGCUCAUCUGUGCGCUAGCGGGGCUGUUCAUCAACUCCGCCAUGGCCUUUCCCACCGCCCCUGGGAUUCUGGACAUCCGCCUCCCGAUCUACACACAGCGGAUCCAUCGCGCAAAGCAUGGAUCUGACUCCGAAGUGUACGACACAGAGGGCCGGUUCGUGCCCCAGAAGUUCGAAGAGAUUUUCACCAAGUUUGACAGAGACGGUAAGGGCGCCCUGACGUGGGACGAGCUGCAGGGCAUGGUCGCCCACAACCGCAACCUGUACGACUUUUUCGGGCGAACAGCCUCCACGUUGGAAUGGGCGGUUACUUGGCUCCUCGCCAAAGAAGUUGCGCCAGACGGGCGAGAGGUUAUGACGCGGGAAGCGAUCCGUGGACAGUAUGACGGUUCGCUGUUUUACCGCAAGGCGGCGGAGAUUGAGUUGGCAAAGAAGAAGAAGCAGACCAAAAGGGGUGACUUUGAACAAACUCUUCCGCGGUAGGAUAUGAUAACUGUGCUAUACGCGUUGUAUAUUGGCUCAUGAGGCGCUGCAGCUGCAUCAUGAGCAACGGUCAGCGAGUAGAGUUGUGUAAUAACGCUCAGGUGACAUCCUAGCAACGGGCCUGUAUUGGCUAUUUUGGAAAUGCCUAACAACUGACUUUAGAGCCAUCGUCGAUAAUUACACUGCAGCUUCAAAUUUGCCAUCCACCGUCAAAUCGUUCCUCGCAGUUGCGUAGUAUUGAUGGUAGAUGGAACUUGUAAAUUCGUAGCACAAUCAUUCUGCAGGCAGCUUGUGUGUUUGUCAUGACAGAUGAGUUUUCU